UGCACUGCCGGUUGACGAUUUGACGGUUUUCACUCAUCACACCGACACUCGUGUCCACUCUUCCUUCUUCUUCCUGUCCACCUUGCACAAAUGCGCCCAACAACAGCAUUAACAAGAGCAGCGCGCGCAGCGACGACAAGCGUGCGCGUCACGAGCGCAGCGCUGCGGCCGACCCUCAACCUCGCCGCGUCGCGACCGUCCCCGACCUUCCCCGCCGCCGUCCCAGCCGCUGCGACCCGCGCGUUCUUCUCCCUGCCCGACAUCACCAAGCUCGCAGGCCUCGUGCCCGGCGCGCCGGAGAAGAGCGCCGACGCAGAGGAGCAGCGCUUCAGCGCGCGCAAGAUCAUGCCCUACUCCCCCGCGCAGCUGUACGAGCUCGUCUCGGACGUGGGCGCCUACUCGGCCUUCAUCCCCUUCUGCACCUCGUCGACGGUGCUCAACGCGUCCGGCGGCCCCGCGAGCGGGUGGAAGCCUGGCCGCGAGCCGUUCUCGGUCGAGGCGGAGCUGGCGGUCGGGUUUGGCGGGCUGCAGGAGCGGUAUGUGAGCAAGGUUGUUGGCGAGCCGUUUGUGCGGGUUUCGGCGACCGCGUCGGAACGCACACCAAUGUUCAAGAACCUCGAGACGACGUGGUCGUUCAAGCCCACCACGCCGGCCGCACCAGGACAGGAAGCCUCGGGCCCGACUCUGCUCUCCAUCGACCUCGUGUUUGUGUUUGCCAACCCGCUGCACCGGAUCGCGAGCCAGGCCGUGCUGCCCAAGGUGGCGGAGAAAAUGGUCGAGGCGUUUGAGGAUAGGUGUGUUGAAGUGUUUGGGCGGUAGCGAGCGGCUCGCUCGCCUCACGGCUGUGUUUGGUUCCGAGGAGGAUGGGCGCAUCUCGGGCGGUUUGUCAUAAUGGUCAUUGGUAGCACCACUCUACAUUGCAUUGGCAUGGGCGUG
Molecule: messenger RNA, 936 nt
Organism: Vanrija pseudolonga
Lineage: Eukaryota; Fungi; Basidiomycota; Tremellomycetes; Trichosporonales; Trichosporonaceae
Gene: coq10-1
Product: Coenzyme Q-binding protein COQ10, mitochondrial
Exons: 4
Coding region: 91-819 (242 amino acids)
Biological process (GO): cellular respiration; ubiquinone biosynthetic process
Cellular component (GO): mitochondrion
Molecular function (GO): ubiquinone binding
Source: RefSeq, a predicted model, not a curated record